Molecule: messenger RNA, 601 nt
Organism: Fomitopsis serialis
Lineage: Eukaryota; Fungi; Basidiomycota; Agaricomycetes; Polyporales; Fomitopsidaceae
Exons: 5
Coding region: 164-487 (107 amino acids)
Source: RefSeq, a predicted model, not a curated record
ACACUCUGCCUCGAGAAUCCUCUUGGUUCUCCUCCUGGGAAUCACCCGGGGAAACUUCACUCAUUUGCUUCUCAUCGAAACAGCAACUCUAUGCCCAUAGCAAUGAGCAUCUCGCUCAUGCAUUUGCUAGGUGGGCUACUGCGUCAGCAAUCCAUGUAUCCAAAUGUUCCCCUUAGUCUCCUGGAGGCUCACAUUAUUCAUCAGCGUCCUCGGACGAAGCGAUGUAGCCCGUGAGCCAAUCCUCGUCCCAGUUUCCCUCGUCGAUGGCUCAUCUCUUGAAGCCUGUCGUUCGGGCGUUCAAACGUUCACGAGCUCGUCAAAAGAGCGCACGGAAGCUCCUUGGAAGCCCCCAAGGGAUCACCUCAGGGUCGGUCUCGUGCAUUCGUCGCUCCCACCGUACGCACAUGGUCUCGCCGUUCGUUGGACAGGCGUAGCACCAUACUGGCACGGCGCCGCCCCCACUUCCUGGGUGGUGCGCAUUCUUUAGCCAUACAGAGGAUGACAAGCCCCGUGCCGCAGCCUCUCUAUCGCGGUGGUUAUGCAGCAUCUCUCCACCGCCGGCGCUCACCAGGUCGGUGCACCUGCUUCUAGUAUCCAGAAG